GCGGGGCGGGGCGCGGGGAUAGGAGGCGGAGCGCUGCGGAGGGAGGGGGGAGGCGGCGAGGGAGGACGCGCUCCGGAAGUGAAGCAGCCAGACCAUCGGCUCCUGGCUGCGGAGCGGACGGUCUGCUGACCGCUCUCGGCUCCGGGGCAGCUUGGCGUGGCUGGAGCUAAGAAGGACCAAGACGCGAGCAUUGUAGAGUUGGGUGAUAUCUUCCUUUGCUAGAAGCUGAAUAAACAAGCUUCUUGACUCCCACAGAAUAUUCUGGAAUCCUAAAAACAGAGACCCGUCAGAGAAGGGUCAGCACCGCCACACGUGUGCCAGCAUCUGGAGAGACUCAGCAGCUGGGGACCUCCAGAGCCACUGGUUACUGGUCCAGAAGACUUCGGGCUGCUGUUGGGGGGACCUGACCGGAAACCCCUUCCCUGGUGGGCUAGGGAUUCGGGGCUUUAUCCUUACUUAAAAUCCUAAGGGAGUGCCUGCGUGCACUGCUGAUUCAUUGUACCCCUAGAGUUAGAGCCAGUAGCUGUUGGUGACGAUGGCACUGGCGCUGUUGGAGGACUGGUGCCGGAUCAUGAGUGUGGAUGAGCAGAAAUCGCUGAUGGUGACGGGGAUCCCCGUGGGGUGUGAGGAGGCUGAGAUCCAGGAGGUUCUCCGGGACACCUUAAAGUCCCUGGGCAGGUACCGGCUGCUGGGCAAGAUAGUCAGGAAGCAGGAGAAUACCAGCGCUGUCUUGUUGGAACUCCUGGGAGACACUGAUGUCUCGGAGAUCCCCAGGGAGGUUCAGGGGAAGGGGGGCGUCUGGAAAGUGGUCUUUAAGACCCCUAACCAAGACGCGGAGUUUCUUGAGAGACUGCACCUCUUUCUAGAAAAGGAGGGGCAGACAGUCCGGGGAAUGUUCCGAGCCCUCGGGCACGAGGGAGCGUCUCCAGGCGCCGCGCCCAGCCUGUCGCCGGAGCUGCUGGCCCAGGUGGUGGGGCAGGCGGUGGCCCAUGCCCCGCAGCCAUUGCUGCCCAUGCGGUACCGCAAGCUGCGGCUGUUCUCGGGCAACUCCGUGCCCGGCCCAGAGGAGGAUUCCUUUGAGGUCUGGCUGUCACAGGCCGAGGAGAUAGUCAGGGAGUGGCCGGUGAGCGAGUCCGAGAAGAAAAGGUGGCUGGCGGAGAGCCUGCGCGGCCCCGCCCUGGACUUCCUGCGCAUCUUGCAGGCGGACGACCCCUCCGUGAGCGUGCAGGAGAGCGUGGAGGCCUUCCAGCAGGUGUUCGGGAGCCUGGAGAGCCGCCGGGCCUCCCAGGUGAGGUACCUGAAGACCUACCAGGCGGAGGGCGAGAAGGUCUCGGCCUACGUGCUGCGGCUGGAGAUGCUGCUGCGCAGGGCGGUGGAGAAGCGCGCCAUCCCCAAGAACAUCGCCGACCAUGUGCGCCUGGAGCAGGUGUUGGCCGGGGCCAGCCUCAGCGAGAGCCUGUGGUGCAGGCUGAGGGAGCUGAGGGACCAGGCGCAUUACCCCGGCUUCCUGGAGCUAAUGAGGGUGAUCCGGGAGGAGGAGGAGGAAGAGGCCGCUUAUGAAAACGAAAAGAACGAUGAGCACGAUGACCCCGACGAUGAGUAUGGCCACUGGCAUAAGGAGCCGAUUUACUGAGAGCGAAGGCAGAGCGAGGAUGGGGCCGCGGGGACAUCCCCUUUACCAGGCUAAGUCAGACCUUUCCCAUACGCUUUUCUUUAGUGAAUGCAAUGAAGACCAAGGCAUUCGAGCCAAGUCUUGAUUCUUUCUCAGAAAGAAUUUACCACCCUCUCCCUCCCACCCCCGCCACGUCUUCCUCCAUCAACAGUGGUCUUCCCUGUACCCUCCUACAGCUCUCCCUACCACCCUCCUCUUCUUAAUGUCCAUAGAUUAAGGGACCUGUAGCUUCUCAUGGGGUAUUUAAAUCAGGCCCAUGCAUGCCCUUGAUGUUGAGUGUGCUAGUAGAACGAUGGCCACCACUCAGUGAACCGCUAGUUGAUGUAGCACAGCAUGGUAGCUCUGUGUACAGCAGACUUGCUUAAAUCCUCUGAACAUCACUUUCUUCGUCAGAAAAAAUGAGAAGGUAAUGGACGAGGGCUGUUAUGUUAAGAUCAAAUGACAUAAGGCCUUUUAAGCACUUAGCAUGAUGUCUGGAGGAUAGAAAGCCCUCAGUACACAGAGACAUCAUCAUCAUCGUGAUGCUUUUCUGCUUGAUGCAUGCUCUUUACUGUUCUAACAGUGGUGCCAUAGCAAAUACAUCUGUAACCUGUGAGUCAAGUGGUGAGCACAUUGCAUUAGAAGCCCUUUUAGCUUUUAUGGUAAGUCUGAGUGCCUUGUGUCUGUGAAAAGUAUUCUAGCCACUGUGGACUAUUCCUAGUGAUUUGACUUUGAAACAACAUUAUAAUUCUGAUUGUGGACCGUGUUAAUGGAAGAAUAUCUUGAGAUUGAAAGAAAAUAAUUUUUUUU
Molecule: messenger RNA, 2461 nt
Organism: Pipistrellus kuhlii (Kuhl's pipistrelle)
Lineage: Eukaryota; Metazoa; Chordata; Mammalia; Chiroptera; Vespertilionidae
Gene: PNMA2
Product: PNMA family member 2
Exons: 3
Coding region: 536-1633 (365 amino acids)
Source: RefSeq, a predicted model, not a curated record